AUGUAUUCUCUGGACGCUAAAACGGAAUUCAUGCCACGGAACUUGAAGAAGCUCCUGGGUAAGAUAGGCGCCCACCUCAAUAGAUCCGCGGUGUGGCGCGGUUUGACCGGCUCCCUGCUUUUAAUGGCCGUCUGUGUCACCGUCUGGCAGAUAGCCACGCCCAGCACCGAGGUCAUCACAUUGUCCUUGACCUCUGGUAAUGAGACGGUCAGGGCCAUCUUUAAACAUGUACAACAAAAUGCCGACGGGUCGAUUGAUUUUCUUUUCAACGUCCCACGAGACGAACCACCAACAAUGCAACCCGACACAUCAACAGCUCGACCAGUGGUCAGAUUAAGUUAUCCUCUAACUCUGGACUCGCCCUACCUCAUCAACAGUGUCAACUUAUGCCCGCCCGGGUGGCCGAUCGACUAUAUUAUUGUCGUACACAGCGCCAUAUUUAAUUAUCCUCGCCGGAGAAUCAUCCGCGAGACGUACGGCUCGGCCAGGCUGUUUGGGUUGGUCACACAACGCGUCGUCUUCCUGCUGGGUCAGACCGGAAGUCUCGCUGCCACCACACUCAUCCAGGAGGAGGCCAUGACCCACAAAGACAUCGUCCAGGGGCGGUUCCUCGACUCGUACCACAACCUCACUCACAAAGGCGUGCUGGGGUACAGAUGGGUUUCUGAGCAUUGUCCCCAGGCCAAAUUUGUUAUCAAAAUUGACGACGACGUUUUCAUAAACCCGUUUAAACUUAUUCAAGAAGUUCUACCGUUGUAUAAGAAUAAAUCCCGCCAUAUUGCUUGCCACCUCAGACCAAAUGGUACAAGCAUCAUCCUUAGGGGGGCGGGGAAGUGGAUGGUGGAGGAAGACGAGUUCAGAGGUCAUAAAUAUUAUCCAUUUGACUACUGCAAUGGAUAUUUCGUUAUCAUCACCAGCGAUCUCAUACGACCGAUGUUGAAGGCUGCAAGGAUCAACCCUUUCUUUUGGAUUGAUGACGUCUAUCUGUUCGGUAUACUUCCGGCCACCGUUGGGGGCACGACGUUUAUCGACCUCCUGCCGCAACUCUCCUUGCAGCUCGGCGUCGCUAAAGACUGUUUUGAAAAAAAUGGCGCCAACUGCAAAUUUCUGGCGGUCAGCGAAUGGCCGCGCGAAGAACCGGACACACUUUGGUACCUGGUAUUGUCCAAUUUAACAGCGACGGUAAUGCGAGAGUUAAAUGUAUUUCCAAAGCUGUGA
Physella acuta is the source of this 1218-nucleotide messenger RNA. RefSeq names its product beta-1,3-galactosyltransferase 1-like. The record is from RefSeq and is a predicted model, not a curated record. Gene Ontology annotation, biological process: protein O-linked glycosylation. NCBI's taxonomy places the organism in Eukaryota, Metazoa, Mollusca, Gastropoda, Physidae. Gene Ontology annotation, cellular component: Golgi membrane. Gene Ontology annotation, molecular function: hexosyltransferase activity.